UCGCCAUACAGACUGUUUUAAGAACAUACCUGUUACACUUGCCAAAAAACAUCAGCUCGUGAUUGCCUCUGACUUGCACUCUUCUGACCAUAAGACACCUUUAAUGGUAAAUGUUGGCUCAUCAGUACCAGUUGAUGUUCUGAAAAGUGAUAUCGCAGUAGCUAUAAAGCAAAGAUUACCAGAUGAAACUGAUGUCCAUAUUACAAAAAGCGUGUCAUACAAUGGCAUGAACUACAGCACAGGAAUGAUAGUUGUUCAUGGGCAAUUAUUUGGUUUGCCAGAGUUUGCAGAAAUUCUGCAGAUUUUUAUUUUGCAUGGCAGAAUAUACUUUUUUGUAAAAAAGUUCUCUGCUUGGUAUCGAGAGCACUUCAGAGCUUUUGAACUUGACAUGUCACAUGUGAGAGAGGUGUCUCUGAUUGAGCAUGGGGAACUACUCGAUGACUACCCGUUAGCUGCCUAUUCAGUGGGAGGCCUGCGUCUGGUUACUCUGAAGAGACACACUAACUUGCAGGGUAAACAGGAGUGAUGUUUGUCAACAUGAUGGCCCAGCCCAUAAGACUGAGGAUCAUUCUCGGAGAAGAUGAUGCCAGGAAACUAAUUUUACCAGCUGGGAUAUCAGACUCCAUUGAGGAAUUGUGUCAGGAAGUAAAGACAAAUUUUGGAGUGCAACAGGAUUUUCGUCUUCAAUAUCAAGAUCCUGAUUUCGGAAAUGAGUUCGUAAAUCUGACUGCGAUCUCUGAAAUUAAUGAUAAAGCAACUUUAAAGGUUGUAUACUUGGAUAGUGUGCAGUUGCAAAGUUUUACAGAAGAUGAGGGAGUGACGUGUCAACCAGUGCGAAGUCCAACACAUUCCUUUUCAAGCUCUUCAGCAGACACAGACAAUACAAGGCCCGUUUCAUCGUCAGGUUCAUCACCGUCUACAAGACUGUCAGUGUGGCCAAGUGUCUUCACAGUCCCUCGUUUCAGCUAUGAGGCUGAACUGCAACUUGAAAAGGCCAAUGCUGAGUUCAUUGCUGGUGGAACUCAUUUGACCCCCUCACCAAAACUGAAAUCCCACCUUUUAGAAAGGCUGGCUGAAGAAAUAAUAAAAUUUAAAGUCUAUCCAACUGACAAUGACCUGAAUGAAGUUGCAGAAGCCCUUGUCAAACAGCAUCCUUGUCUGAGGGAGCAGGGAUCCUUCAAUGGCUGUUAUGGUUGGAAAAUUGGCCUCAAGUAUAAAAUGGCCAAUGUCUGGACCAAACUGAGAGGCCUAGGCUGUGCUGAGGUGUUGGUAAAUUCACUAAAGAACAAGGCCCAAGACAAAAGUCAGGCAGCAUUGAAUGUGAAAAAGCCUAAAAGAGCAGAAGUCAAUUACUGUCCGCAGUAUCCAAAAGGAGAAACUACUGACAGCCUGGAAAAAGAGAGAAUUGCACUGCUUUCAGAGGUUCAGAAGAGAAACAAUGACAAUAUAGUGACAAUGAAAAUGCAGAAGACUUUUUCGUACAGAAGGCAAGAAGUUAUUCAAGGACAGCCCUUCAUUGCAGAUUUUAAAAGCAGAUGGCCAGCUCUGUUCACCGAGAAAGAGGUGCAUGUCCUAUAUGUCUAGCUUUAUGUCGCAAGUAGGGCUGCCACAAACGAUUAUUUUGAUAGUCGACUAGUCACCGAUUAUUUUUGCGAUUAGUCGACUAAUCAGAUCAAGCAUCCAUUGAACGUAAAACAUACAGCUUAUUGCACCAGCAUGCAUCUGCUCUUAUAUAACUA
Messenger RNA from Oreochromis aureus, 1739 nucleotides. RefSeq lists its product as uncharacterized. The coding region runs from base 526 to 1584 and encodes 352 amino acids. Lineage: Eukaryota; Metazoa; Chordata; Actinopteri; Cichliformes; Cichlidae. The transcript has 2 exons. The record is from RefSeq and is a predicted model, not a curated record.